Molecule: messenger RNA, 843 nt
Organism: Insectozyma verbasci
Lineage: Eukaryota; Fungi; Ascomycota; Pichiomycetes; Serinales; Debaryomycetaceae
Source: the annotation of a GenBank genome assembly
AUGGAUUCAUUUGAUAUAGCUAAUCAAUUUGCACAAUUAUUAAGGAAUUUAACUCCACAGAUAGGGGUAUUGAAUAAAGCUGCUACUUUUGCGUUGAAAAAUUCAGAUAAUGAAGAUUAUUUAUUUCCAACUAUACUAAAUGUUUUACAUGAUAAAAAUCUAAAUAUUAAUCAAAAAUCAACAAUUUUUCAAUUUAUAGAUGUAUUGAUAGAUGAAGCUCAUAAAUAUAAUGGUGCUUAUGUUAAAAACAUUGAAAAAAUUUUGCCUGCGAUUAUUAAAAACAUAUGUGUGAGCAGUUCUAAUAUGUUCAAUGUUUAUCAAAGUUUAUGCUCCAUAUCAAAACAUUUCAAAAUUAAUGUCAAGGAGUAUGAAGACAAAUUUUAUACUGAUUUAUUGACGGAAGAGGAUAAGAAGUUAAUUGAAGAGAAUGGUCAGAUUGAAAGUAAAAAAUUUGAUGACCAUGGCCUAAUUUUAGCUUGGAAAAUAUUACUUGAAAGGAAAAGAAGAUCACAAUUUGAAAGGGCAAAGUUGCUUAGGUCCAAUCCAAUUCAUGAGACAGUUGAAGAAGAUGAAUUAUUCAAAGUUAAAUCAAAAGAUAAAUAUGCUUUAUCAAAACGCCAAAUUUUAUCUCGAUUAGAAGAUGAUCGUGAAUUACACAAACGUUCAAAAGAGAAUUUAUGGAAUGUAAAUAGAGAUAAAUCAGUUUUAACAGAGCAAGAGUUUAAAGAUCAUUAUUGGAAUAAAUUCAAUGCAUUAAAUGACGAAGAAGGUAAAGAAUUUUUCAAUGCAUUACUGGAUUUAAAUGAUUUAGUAUCUGCAAGUUAUAAAGAUCAACAAUAUUAA